Messenger RNA from Columba livia (rock pigeon), 5436 nucleotides. It is a transcript of the gene TP63, whose product is annotated as tumor protein p63. NCBI's taxonomy places the organism in Eukaryota, Metazoa, Chordata, Aves, Columbiformes, Columbidae. Gene Ontology annotation, biological process: regulation of transcription by RNA polymerase II; protein tetramerization; apoptotic process. Gene Ontology annotation, cellular component: nucleus. The record is from RefSeq and is a predicted model, not a curated record. The transcript is spliced from 11 exons. Gene Ontology annotation, molecular function: protein binding; RNA polymerase II cis-regulatory region sequence-specific DNA binding; DNA-binding transcription factor activity, RNA polymerase II-specific. Bases 6 to 1502 code for a protein of 498 amino acids.
CCCCCAUGGCAGCCAAUAUGCUCAGGACCUGCUGCAGACAGUGUACAUGGCUCUUACCUAGCAGACCAUGGCCAUUUCCAUCCCAAAAGCAUUCAGAACGGUUUGUAGAAACUCCGAGCCAAUUCUCCUGGAAGGAGAGCUACUACCGAUCAGCAAUGUCCCAGAACUCGCAGCCCAGGGAAUUCCUCAGUCCAGAGGUGCUCCAGCAUAUCUGGGACUUCUUGGAACAGCCAAUAUGCUCGGUUCAGCCUAUCGAUUUGAACUUCAUCGAUGGCCCAUCUGAAAACGGCCCUACAAACAAAAUAGAAAUCAGCAUGGACUGCGUCCGGGUGCAGGACACGGAGCUGAAUGACCCAAUGUGGCCACAGUACACGAACCUGGGGCUCCUGAACAGCAUGGACCAGCAGAUCCAGAAUGGUUCUUCCUCCACCAGCCCCUACAACACGGAGCACGCGCAGAACAGUGUCACAGCCCCCUCGCCUUACGCGCAGCCCAGCUCGACUUUUGAUGCCCUCUCGCCCUCCCCAGCCAUCCCUUCCAACACAGACUACCCAGGACCUCACAGCUUUGAUGUAUCAUUUCAACAGUCCAGCACAGCAAAGUCAGCAACGUGGACGUAUUCCACCGAAUUGAAAAAGUUGUACUGCCAGAUCGCCAAGACGUGUCCCAUCCAGAUCAAAGUGAUGACCCCGCCGCCUCAGGGAGCCGUCAUCAGGGCUAUGCCAGUCUACAAGAAAGCUGAACAUGUCACUGAAGUGGUCAAACGCUGCCCAAACCACGAGCUGAGCCGCGAGUUCAACGAGGGGCAGAUAGCACCUCCCAGCCACCUGAUCAGGGUAGAAGGGAACAGCCAUGCUCAGUACGUUGAAGACCCCAUCACUGGGAGGCAGAGUGUGCUGGUCCCCUAUGAGCCGCCUCAGGUUGGUACUGAGUUCACAACAGUCUUGUACAACUUCAUGUGUAACAGUAGCUGCGUGGGAGGGAUGAACCGUCGCCCAAUCCUCAUCAUUGUGACCCUGGAAACUAGAGAUGGGCAAGUCUUGGGCCGCCGAUGUUUUGAAGCCCGCAUUUGUGCUUGCCCAGGCAGAGAUCGCAAAGCAGAUGAGGACAGCAUCCGCAAGCAGCAAGUCUCCGACAGCACAAAGAAUGGUGAUGGUACGAAGCGCCCUUUUCGACAAGGAACUCACGGCAUACAGAUGACGUCCAUCAAAAAAAGACGUUCCCCAGAUGAUGAGCUCUUAUACUUGCCGGUGAGGGGACGGGAGACAUAUGAAAUGCUGCUGAAGAUCAAAGAGUCCCUGGAACUAAUGCAGUACCUUCCCCAGCACACAAUUGAGACCUACCGGCAGCAGCAACAGCAGCAGCACCAGCACUUGCUCCAGAAGCAUCUCCUUUCGGCCUGCUUCAGGAGUGAACUCACGGACUCAAGGAGAGACUCUCCCAAACAGACCGAUGCCAUCCUAAAACAUUCCAGCCCCCCAAACCCAUCAAUAUAUCCAUAAACUGAGCUGCUGGGAUCCCUUUGCCCAGCUGGCAGGACUAGGAACAGUGGGGCAAAUACACAGCCUGAUAGCAACAGAGUGGAUAGUGAGAGUAAUCUCCUGAAGGGACUCAAACUUUGCAGAAACAACAGGAACUUCUACAGACCUCUUAGCUGUAGUCCGUAGCAUCUGGAGGUCAGGAACCACAAUGUUGUCUGUCUUGGUGUAACUUUUUCUUCCUGUUUUUGUAACCUGUUGAUACUCUUUCCUGUUACUUCUGUAUUUGUGAAACUCGGUAGGGUUUCUCUGAGCAGGUCUCAAUUUUAAAAUGCCUCUUGUCUUGUUUAAAUUAAAAUAGUGUUCAUGGGCUGGGGCGGGGGGGAUAGAAAGAGGGUUGGGUGUGUUUAAACAGUCUGUGAUAGUCAAUUUGCCCUGUAUUAAUGCUGGUCAUGCAGUAAUAGCACAAAUAGCUGAAGUAUUUGCACUGCUGGACAGAGGGAGGCAAUAACUAUAUAAAUUGGCACUGGUAAGAAAUAAUGUGUUUUUUUCCGUGUAGAAAUGCCUACUGAUCUGGCAUAAUGAGUUGUUUUUCCUUGUUUCAAAUCACAAAGGGUCUGGUCUAAAAAUACAUAAAAAUAGUAGGGAAUACUGGGUGACUUUGACUUUGCACCAGCACUGUUGGCCUCUGCAACCAGUGGCCUUUGCUUUUGCUUAUUGUGUCUGUAAAGUAUAUCCUGGCUUAGCAGCUCGUGCAUAGGAGGCCAUUUCUCAGCAAGGACUUGUAAAUCUUCACGCUGCUUGUAUCAAACUCUACCUCUGAAAGCUGUUUGUAUGGGACUUGACAAGGUGGAUUUGAAUCAUUCAGAAACAUCAUCUCAAAGUGUUAAGCCCAGACCAGCACAAAGGAGGAACAAUCAACAGGCAAGUCACACACCAUGAAAUUCCUGGUAUUGCAGAUCCUGUGGCACUAGAUGCGAUGAGGGAGGAGCUGGUUGAGGCUGGAUGUGAUGGCUGCUGUGCCUAUCCCCACCAAGAGGUGCUCAAACAUCCUUACAUGAAAAACAGCCCCUAAUUCUGGUAGAGAAGUAUUCUUCAACUCGCACUCUCAGGCAGUGGCAUCUCUCCCGAGGAACCCUCCGAUGUGAAACAGCUACUGACGGUACACCAGGAAUGGUGUUCCCUGUGGCUGGUGUCUGCCCAGAUCAGCAGCGGUUGAGCAGCAGAGCUGGAUCACUAAACACCAGUUUUAGUGGCCCCUGGGAAAUUAAGCCUGGAGCUGGAUCAGUGCUGUUGGGGACCUCUGUGCCUGCAGCAUAGUCCAUGCUGGAUUUAGUUGCAGUGGGUGCACACCUGGUUCUGACACACUUGUGGUUAGGCACAGCCUGAAGAGAAGGUGCCUCCCAAAUGCAGAGUGGGCCUCCUGGCCACCCACCAAGGAAAAAAGCCUAAUGCAGUGGGAGAAGACUUAUCUCUGAACGUCACGUCAUCCACUUCCAAGCAGCAGAGCUGUGGUCUGAGCAGGUGAUGACUCGUACUAACAUCUCCUUUGAGAGCCAUAUCCCAUCUCUGAAUAUCUCCUUUGUUGUCUUAGCAAGACUUGCUCUACCAUAGGAGUGUGGGUGAGGGCUGAUGGAGAAGAGUCCCCAAAAUUGUGAUUAAAUAUCAAUCAUAACUAACUAAACACAAGCAGUGACUAUUUCAUACAGUUGCAGUUCUGCCAUUGUUCCUUGUGUAAAGCUAGCCAAGUCAAGUGCCUUUUGUUUUGCCUGGAAACUCCAGGAAGUACUUCAAGAUUACAAAACAGAUAACUUUUGCUCUGUGCUAUUUAAUCUGGGAGAAGAAAGGCAAUACUAUUCCUUUCCCUGUGAGAGGUAGGAAUCUGAACUGUAAAUGCAGCCCAGACAUAGGAUUAUGCUUGGCACUAUCAAUCCUUCCAAUGAAGGUUUACUCCUGGAUGUUGGUUGUGUCUGCUUGAGGAUGGCAAUACAGAAAUACUGUGACAGGGACAUGCUAAUCUGUAUCUAGAGUGCUGCUUCAGGGCUUAUCGACCAGCAAAUUUAAGGAGGCAGACCACCAGAAGAUACAAGGCAUCCCCAGCCCAUGUGAGCAGAUUCCAGCUCAUGCUCCAGUUAUCAUCUAGUCUGACCUCUAGGAAAUCUCUUGUACCAUGGAAGGCAAUACAGCACCUUGGACUUUCACCAAACAAGAAUGUAAAUUAUUUGGAACUCACUUUCCCCUGGAAAGGCUUUCUGAUUUGUCCUCCUUACCUAUAAGAGGAUGACAAUUAUGAAACUGGUCUUAAUGAUGACUUGAUUUGCUCUCUAGCUACAAGGUGUUUAUCUUACAAGGUGCUUUUUUGUUUGUUUGUUUUUAAUCAAAUAACCUGGAGCUAGAAGCAAGUGGAGUUGCUUAGUAGUCUGUCCUCUACAGAUAAAAGAAGAAAGCUUUUUUCCAGCUGUCUUUUGUUUGCUUCUUUGACAUCUCUAAGACUUCAGAAAAGUAAGCCUUUUCCUUUUGAGGAAUAACCAAGUGGACUAAUUGGGCCUUAUCAGUCAGUCAGGUCAUAUUAGUCUAUGUCAACUAAUUGAUUUCCUGUAGCUGCAUUUUCUGGAGAGCAGAUUGCAUCCACUACCUGCCUUGGGAAAUUCCCAUACCCGAAAUCUAAGGGGAGUCAUUAUCACCACCCUUGUCGCUGUGCUGUAGUUGCUGUCUGCCCAGUGACCAUCAGGGCUCUUCCUUUCCAUGCUUCCAGUUAGCUACCAAACCUACAAACCACUUGUAUAGUUGAAAAGAUGCACUAUUGCUUGCUUUAGAAUAGCAGCUAUUUGAGAUGUGGACAGCAAAAGUGCCUCUCUGCUCUUUCGUGUCUUGCUUCAUGUUCCUUCAAAGUGGAUGAGUGCAACUGAGCAUCAUCUGUGUCACUUGUGAGCCAUCACUAGACUACAGCAGUGACAUCCCAGUGUUAUGCAGCACAGUGGGCAACCUUACUUGAAAAAACAUUGCCAACGGGCAUCAUGACCAUGUGUGAACUUAGGAUGUUGCACUUGCUGCACUUGCUUCGGCUACUGAAAGGCAGGCAAGGCAAGCACAGAACCAGGCAGCUUUGAUUCCACUUGGGUCUCUCUGCGUUGUGACUAGCUCCAGCUCUUCAGGGAUAGCAAACUAUCAGCACAAGGGCUCAGGUGAAAUCUUAAACUCUGAGCCUGAGCUGCCCUCUUCUUGCACUUAAUGCUUUUUCAUAUCAUUUACAUUAAGGGUGCUUACAUGACAGUGUGAUCAUUCAAUGUGAAUGAAGACUCUAGGACUGGCCUACUGAAUCAGGUAAUUGGUCUAUCCAAGCAGUUUCCUACCUCUGGUGACAGGCUGAUAACCAGUGAGCUGGGAAAGCACAUAAUUAUACACGGUAACCUGUGAACUGAACUGUACUUCAUAUGUGGGAGAAGGAAGUUCCUUCCUGACCUCUUGAGAUGAUCAGUAUAUGCCUUGAAGCAUAAGAGGCGAUUGCCCUCAUAUGAGCUUGCAGAACUGUAAAUGUCAUUGGCUAAAUAAUUACAUAGCCUCUUGAAGAGAGAAGAAUCAGUUGCGGAAUGUGACUCAGUGCCUUUCAUAUCAGACUGUUCCAAGAAGUAUAAUAGACUCUUAAUUGAAGUCCUUAUACCUUGAUAUUAAAAUGCAUUUCAUUGGCAUUGAUAUCAAAGAAAUGUUAAUGCUCCUACUUCUAAUCUUUCUUGAGACAUAGUAAGUAUAAUUUUAAUGAAAAUCACUGUGCAUGACAUUCUUAUAAUGCCUGUUAAAAAAAAAAAAAAAGAGAGAAAAAAGCAAUAUAUUUUAAAUGAAUACUCAAACACCGUAUAGCCUGUGUGUUUAAUACCAAAACCAUUUUAUUGUGUUUCUGAGGCUGUUGCUAUAUUGAUGUGUGACAUUAAUUUUCAAUAAAAUUUUGCAUCUUGGUUGA